Cyphomyrmex costatus is the source of this 2580-nucleotide messenger RNA. RefSeq lists its product as uncharacterized. The record is from RefSeq and is a predicted model, not a curated record. The transcript has 4 exons. The annotation marks the transcript as partial. NCBI's taxonomy places the organism in Eukaryota, Metazoa, Arthropoda, Insecta, Hymenoptera, Formicidae.
AUGCUGUGCUUUGAGGCACUGUCUAAGGACACCGUAAUGAAAUCUACUCAAGCUGCAUCUGAGAUUAAGCCUAUAUUACAGCAUACAUAUACCAACAAAUUCAAUCGUAAAUUAAAAACCAUGGGAAAAAAUACAGCAAUCAGUUCAAAAAAGAAGUCGAGCAAACCUUGGUGGAUAUAUCCGUAUUCUGUUGAGUGGAAAAAAUACAUGCAACGCUUAAAAAUGCCUCAAAAAUUUCUUCAGCAACAAAAAAAAUUGUUAAAUAAACAAAUCAUGUCACCAACAUUUCAUCUCAUAAAUAAUCAAAAUAAAAAUGUAGACUUAUCUGAUUCUGAUAUGGAAAUCAUCAAGAUUACAACAGUUGUCGAAGCCAUUCGACAGAAACGACAAAAUAGUGCGCAAAUGUUAAAAACAACAAAUAAUAUUCAGAAAAUAAUUGGUAACAAACGUUCAAAACGUUCGUCUUCUAAAUCAAGAAAUAAUUCGCAGCCUGCUCGACAAGAAAAAACUAUUGUUUCAAAUAAAAAAUCUCAUAACUCAAAUCCCAAUUAUCGAAAACAACGAAAGAGGACUCUUCCAAUGAAAAAACCGUUACGAAAUGAAAAUUCGACUGAUCUUAAAACAGCGAAUAAUGUAGCGAUACCAAGUACUGUAUUUUACAAACGUAUUUGGGAAUACAUUAACGGUACUCGUCCUCAUACCGAUAUUAUCAGUGGUUACAAUUCCUUAGAAAAUAAUUCGGAUAAUUCAACAUGCACUGAUAAAGAUCGAGUUACAGUCUCACAAUCGCAGGAAGAUAAGACACAAGUAACAAAUACCAAUAUUAAACCGGAACGUGAUUUUUAUAAACGCAUCUGGGAUAUAAUCAAUGCAACUCAAUUGAUUAGAAACACAAACUCUCGUUCUAAACGAAACACGAGUACUCCAAAAAAUAACGCGGUUUCAACUCCAUGCAUCCAAGAAGAAACGGUCAAUUACAAAGAAGAUAAACAGGUGCAAGCGACAAUAAAUGAAAAAACACCACUCAACAUUACAGGUACUUUGUCAGAAAUAUCUGAUUCUGGUCCUUAUAUAUCGGGCUUUUGGAACAUUGCAAAUAAAAUUCAAUGGCAACCUAAAACGAUUCCGGUUGUGAGCCUAGCAAAAUUAAAUAAUAAUCCGAUUUUAUCAUCACCUGUAACCAGCGCUUCUGAAGUGGACGAUUUGAAUAAGUUUCCAGAUAAAGUUAUAAGUAUUGAUUAUUCGUCCAUAGAUAAUUCGACAGAAUACACAACUGAAAUGCGUAAUUCAUCACAGGAAAUCAUCUCCGAACCAGGUCCGCCAUAUUCUUCUGAAGAGAGUUCCACUACUUCGUUAUUCUUGCCAAUCGAAAGUGCUGUCGAGAAACCCUUGCAGGAAACGGAUCAAGUGGAACGCGCAGAAAAUUCGACAGGCACGAUUCCGAAUUAUGAUCCUUUAAAUAUACCCUAUGUAGAAGUACCAGAUUAUUCCGAUCAACAGGAGAAGAGUUUAGAUAAAAACAAUCAGAACACAACUUCAGCGAGAUAUAAAGAAUAUGAUGAUAGCGAUUACGAUUAUAUUCCUAAACAGUUCCACGACACUGAUGAUUUCUCUUCAAAUUCCCCAAGUGCUAAGAUUAAAGUGAUACAGACUGAAAGUGACGGGCCAAAAACCUCAUUGAAUGCAAACAGCACGCGUCCAAGUUGCACGGAAAGUAAUGAUUCUGCCGAAUGCGUCGACAAUGAUAAUAUCGAAGAUACCAAGUUGCACAAUAAUACCGAGAAUAUUACUGACGAUAUUCACCGUCCCGCAGAAGAAGAAGAUAAAAGUUCAGAUUUCAUCGACUUUGAUGAAUACAAAAAAUCGAUCAAUUGGGAGGAGUUCUUUAAAAACGAUCCUAUAUUGGAAAAUAUACGAGCUAUGUUUAGCAAGAAAUACGAUCAAAAGGAAAAACCUGAUGACACCGAAAAGUCUGAAGAAGUCGAGACGUAUGCCACGGAUCCAAAAAAACAAUCACAUAAUUAUUUUACGAAGAACGAAGAUUUCCAUGAUGAUUACAGUUUUAACAAUAGAGACAAGACAAAAGAGGAAACCGAUUCUCACGAGCAAAAAGAAGCAAAAGAAAGUGAGGUAAUCGAUAAGGAUUAUUAUCCUUAUGACGAUGAAGAUUUUUUCAAGGAUAUGUUCGAAAAGGACAACGACGAUAAAGAAUCGUCUGAUGCAGUUGACACGGAAAAAGACUUCUUGUCUCGUUACUUUACAAAGAAUGUUUUACACCAGUUGAAAGACAACUCGACAAUCGAAGAAGACAGACAAAGGGAGGAAUCGAGAAACAGGGAAGAUAUUUAUAAUACAUUAUCAAAAAUUUUAGACAAGAAGGAUCGUUUCUCUAGAUUAAAUGAGAACCUCAAUAAAAUGAUUGAAAAGGGUGAAGCAGUACCGAUCAAAUAUAACAACUUUUGGAGUUUGGAAUACGAAUCGCCUCGUAAAAGAAAUAAAGACAAUGAACAAGAAACAGAAGAUUCAAAAGAAGAAGGAGAGACAGAGAGAGAGAGAGAGAGAGAGAAACAGACAGAAAAA